AUUUGGAAGGAAUAGUGUCUCAAGUGAUCAAAGGCCGGUCGGCAACGCAAAAAAUGGCUGGAUUAAUUCCUCUUAUGCUUGGGUCGAGCAAGCGGACAAGUCUUGCGCCAACACAACAGCAACAGCAACAACCACAACAACAUCGCCGACAUACUUCGGAACGAACAUUCAGGACUAACACAGACCCUACAUUUGCUUUCGCAAAGCAAAGCGUACCCAAGCGACAGUCACUCCCUGUACCCGCCCGCCCCUCUGCCUCUUCUUCUACACCCGCUCCUGCAUCUCCAGCUCUUCCAGUCACUCCUGCACUACCACAAAACCGCAGCGAAUGGAAGCGAGCAGUCGUUGAGAUCAAGAAACUACACAUCGGCAAGAGGUACAGGGCAUGUUCGGCGCGCUGUAUUGAACUCCUAGACAAAAUCAAGGACAAGGAAGAUGUGCGCGUCGAGCCGCUUUACUUGAUCUACCUCCACUUCUACGCGGCUACCUGUAUGGAAAUUUGCGCCCGACCUCUACCCACGGCCUCCAUGUUCCGCACUACCCUCCUCCAGCAGGCUCGCACACAUUUCGAACAAGCUGCUUCACUCAUUGGUGCUGCUGAGAACUCCGUUCUCAAGCAAGCAUGGCGCAGUUCCGGCACCUUCUCAUCUUCUGGAUCUAGCUGCCACUCUCCCACCAGCUCCAUCAGCUCAUCCAUCGAUUCGCGGUCAUGGACCCCAGAAACCCGCAUGUCAUCACCAACGAGUUCCGUUUUCUCUCAGGAAGAUCUGGCAAACAACACAACAGAGUCGGCCAACCCCAUGAAGCGUGUCAAGAAGGUAUCAUUCUCCGUUCCCCAUGAGGAAUUUGCCUUUGGUUUCUCUGAGCCAAUGGUCCGCCCCGAUUCACCGACUUUGGGUAUGGAUAUUGGCUUUUUCCCGGCUACAGUUCCCAAAGUACCAGCGUCGCAGUACCAGGAGGUCGAGCUUCCCCUCCCGAUCAACAUGGACAGCCAACAGUUCGAGAACUGCGAGGAAGAUGAUGACACUCUCAACAUCACAAAAUCCAUCGAUCGUUUCCGCGAUCAGCUGCAUGAGCUCCGCGAACAGCUUGAGAGGCAUUCGGCCAAUCUAGACUACCAGCUCGAAGCCAUGGCGACAGAGCCCCCCAAAUCGCCCACAGGGGUGAAUGGUGUAGGAAAAGAGGAGCUUCGCGCUCUCGACAGGCAGGCUCGCAUUGAGCGGCUGCGCAGGGAUGGUUGGCAACGCAAGCGAUUCGAUACCCAACGGUACGAGGAGCUCUGCGAAACUGUCUUGGCGGAGCUAACCCCCGCCUAAAAUGAAAUUUGAUGAUCGCCGUCCGGCAUUUCAUUCAAAGUCCAUUUCAUCGUCUCACACAUCAUCAAAAUGGCCAGGGCACGAAAAGACUUCAUGCAUGAC
Messenger RNA from Neurospora tetrasperma FGSC 2508, 1418 nucleotides. RefSeq lists its product as uncharacterized. The record is from RefSeq and is a predicted model, not a curated record. Bases 54 to 1316 code for a protein of 420 amino acids. Lineage: Eukaryota; Fungi; Ascomycota; Sordariomycetes; Sordariales; Sordariaceae. The transcript has a single exon.